This is a messenger RNA of Girardinichthys multiradiatus, 3566 nucleotides long. It is a transcript of the gene hmgcs1, whose product is annotated as 3-hydroxy-3-methylglutaryl-CoA synthase 1 (soluble). The record is from RefSeq and is a predicted model, not a curated record. The coding region runs from base 165 to 1712 and encodes 515 amino acids. Gene Ontology annotation, molecular function: hydroxymethylglutaryl-CoA synthase activity. The transcript is spliced from 10 exons. Gene Ontology annotation, biological process: acetyl-CoA metabolic process. Lineage: Eukaryota; Metazoa; Chordata; Actinopteri; Cyprinodontiformes; Goodeidae.
UGAGCUGCGGUUGGACAGGAAGCCAGGUGUAGCGGCGUGUGGACGAUCCGCAGUCCUGCCAUCUGCAAAUAUAAAGACAGCUCUGGCAGGCCGGCCGGGAACUGAGCAGUAAGGAAGCAGCAGAGACACUGAAACUCUUCACAAGAAUUGACUUCAGACGCAGGAUGCCGGGAUCAGCCUCCAGUAGCUGCUUGGGACCGUGGCCCAAAGAUGUGGGGGUCAUUGCCAUGGAACUUUACUUCCCAUCCCAGUAUGUAGAUCAGGCUGAGCUCGAGCAGUUUGAUGGUGUGGCAGCUGGGAAGUACACUUUAGGACUGGGACAAGCUCGGAUGGGUUUCUGCUCAGACCGUGAGGACAUCAACUCUCUGUGCCUGACUGUAGUCCAGAGGCUGAUGGAAAGGAAUGGCCUGUCCUAUGACUGCAUUGGCCGUCUGGAGGUUGGCACGGAGACCAUCAUCGACAAGUCAAAAUCCGUCAAGACGGUCCUCAUGCAGCUGUUUGAGGACUCUGGCAAUACAGAUGUGGAGGGGAUUGACACCACAAACGCUUGUUAUGGUGGUACAGCUGCACUCUUCAAUGCUGUGAACUGGGUGGAAUCCAGUUCAUGGGAUGGACGUUAUGCUCUGGUUGUUGCAGGGGACAUCGCUGUCUAUGCCACUGGAAGUGCUCGGCCUACAGGGGGCGCUGGGGCAGUGGCCAUGCUCAUUGGGCACAAUGCACCUUUAGCCUUUGAAAGAGGUCUACGGGGAACACACAUGCAGCAUGCGUAUGACUUUUACAAGCCAGACAUGGUGUCAGAGUACCCUGUGGUGGACGGCAAGCUGUCCAUCGAAUGCUACCUGAGUGCCUUGGACCGCUGCUACUCUGUGUAUCGCAAUAAAAUCCAUGCACAGUGGCAAAGAGAGGGUUCAGACAAGCGCUUCAGCCUGGACGACUUUGGGUUUUUAGUCUUCCACUCUCCCUACUGCAAGCUGGUCCAGAAGUCGUUGGCUCGACUGAUGCUGAAUGACUUUCUGAACCACCCCAGCCCUGACACGGAAACAGGACAUUUUGCAGGACUGGACGCCUUCAGAGAUGUGAAGCCAGAGGAGACGUACUUCGACAGAGAUGUGGAAAAGGCCUUCAUGAAGGCCAGUGCAGAGCUGUUUAAAACGAAGACCAAGCCAUCGUUGCUGAUCUCCAGUCAGAAUGGAAACAUGUACACGCCCUCUGUGUAUGGCUGCCUGGCAUCGCUUAUAGCAGAACACACAGCAUCACAGCUAGCAGGGCAGAGGAUCGGAGUGUUCUCCUACGGUUCAGGGUUUGCUGCAACUCUAUAUUCUCUCAGAGUCACACAGGACCAUACCCCUGGAUCUGGAUUGGACAAACUUGUCUCCAGCCUGAGUGACCUGGGGGUCAGACUGGACUCCAGAACAAAAGUGCCACCAUCAGUCUUUUCUGAAAGUAUGAAGCUGAGAGAGGAGACUCACCACUUAGCCAGCUAUGUCCCUCGGAGCUCAGUGGACGAUCUGUUCCCAGGGACAUGGUACUUGACACGAGUCGAUGACAAACACCGCAGGGAAUACGCCCGCAGACCACUGGACGAUGACCUGCCCUCAGAACCAGAGCUGGUUCGCUCCACUACAGCCUCUGAGCACAUCCUCAGUCCAGUCAAGAAAAUGCCUCGCAUCCCUGCAGUCGCAGCUGGCCCAGAGGCAACCAACAGCAAGUAAGAACAUCCGUCUCCCCUCGAACAGUGGCCGGGCCCAACAGUUUGAAGAACUGGACAACCACACGGUAGAAGAGCCAGACAAGCCAGAGUCAUCCCAAUAUUCUUUCAGCUUGGAUGGAGGUGGGGUGUCCUGCUGGGGACAAAUGGGUAUCCUGCCUUCUAGCUCCCAUCAUGCCCCGCUUUUUAAAAGUACACAUUUGACUUUUUUCUUUGACGAUUUUUUUUCAUUGUUUAGUUUCUUCGAGCAUUUCUGUUUUCAAAGUCCACAUUUGAUUGUAUCUUAGCUCUGCAUUUGUACAGAAUGGAUGGUUGGAUUUGGGAGAACUGAAAAAUCCUGUAUAUCACGCUGCCAAAACUCAGCCCAUAUGAUGAAAUAAAGUCAUUCUUUUUUUUACAGCCAAUUAGUAAAACAAAAGGGCCCAAGUACGAGAUGUUGCCUUGGUAACACAGCAGCAGGUGAUGCAACUCAUCUUUUUCACUGUGUUCUGUGAAUUCAUCACCUUUGUUAACAAUGUGCUGGUUUUUGUUAUUCUGGCCUCCCUUUUGAGACUUUUAGAGCAACGCACCAGGACCCUUUCUCUCUGCAAGAGGCAGAAAUCAUGCUCCUGUUGGUGGCUUUUCUCUGAACUCAUGUUGACUGAUGUAGCCAUGAAACCUUAAGACCCUGGGAUGUCUUGUUAGCUUGACCUAACAUGGCCACCAGAUGAAAAUUUUCCAAAAACAGCAUGGGGAGCAUCAGAUGGAUCAGUUAAAGAAUGUACAUUACAUGGCUUCAGAAUCUCAAAGGAUUUCGGAUAGUUCUUGAAACCUGAUAUAUCUUUUUAAUUGGAUAUUAUAGUUAUCAUUUUAAGCCAAUAUUUUUUCCACAAAGUCUUACCAUAAUGUUCAAAAGAGUGAAAACAUUGCGAGGCAAGCUCUGCAGUACAGCACUACUGUGCUGAGGUUAAAGUAAUAACAGUAUGUGGCGAUCCAACUGACCCAACUUUAAGUUAGAUUUGGGUAUGCUGGAUGGACCCUAGGUUCUUAUUUAUGGUUCUGUUAAGUAAAGCUGCUAAUAUUCCUGUGGUGGACCAGUUAUACAACAGCACACAGGCACAUUAACAUGUUAAAAGUUUAGUCUUCGUAUUUGUUUCAUGUAAAAACUGCUUGAUGCCAAUCAAAAGCUUCCUCAGCCGUCUGACUGCUCAGGUUGUUGCACUCAUUUUCCAGGCAGUUCUCAGUGCCACAAAAACCUAAGAUUGUUCCCUCUACUGGACCAGAAGAAAUCAUAUCACAGCACUGCUUUACAUUUCAGCUUGGCCACACUUUUAGUCAAUUGACUAAAUGCUAAACAAAGGACCAUUGGUUGGUGAUGCACAGGUACAUAAACCAAGGAGAACUGGACAGUUGGUGCGUUGUCUAAAUGUCUGUCAGAUGCUGCAGCUGGCAAAACAAAUGAAAGUGGAAACAGCCUUGAAACAGCGGCGCAGUAGGUGGUUGCUCCGGCUCAGGGCAGCUGGAAUCCUUGAUGUUGAAUUGACUUCCCUUUAGAGAAGCCUUACAUUAAGCACCUGUGAUGUGCAAACUGUACAUAUUAUAAAGAUUUUCAUUCAAUAAUGUACAGAUCUAUUCUUUUAAACUGUAAAGCCUACUGGUUUUAGAGCUGUACCAGCUUCAGUGUCAUUUAGAACACACCAUUAUGUACAUGGCAUGCCUGGCUCCGAGGUCACAGGAUCUUUCCCAGUGUUGUUGUUGUACAGCACAAAUUCUAAUUAUUUAUGUCAUGUAGAUAUGAAUGUAUCAGUGUUCGAUCAGGUUCACUAAAUCAAAGAUUUGUGUAAACAUGUAGAGUGUGAAUAAAUGAAAGUGGAACAUG